Molecule: messenger RNA, 561 nt
Organism: Postia placenta MAD-698-R-SB12
Lineage: Eukaryota; Fungi; Basidiomycota; Agaricomycetes; Polyporales; Adustoporiaceae
Exons: 1
Coding region: 158-322 (54 amino acids)
Source: RefSeq, a predicted model, not a curated record
CAAUCAUCCAAAAUUUGGUGCGUGCAUAUCAGGCUGGCGAGCUUCUUUAUCAAACGAUAAUACUAUUUUCGCCAGCACUGAUUUCAUCGCAUUAUAGAUGCCUUUUUGAUGUGACCUUCGGGCCUUUUGCGAUAUAUUUGAAGAUAUCUGCUGAUACAUGCCGCAAAUGGCCGAAAUGAAGACUGUUGAUCGCCACAAUUACUUACCUGUCGAAUUCACCAGGUAUCACUUCCAAGGGGUCGGCACAACCGUAUGUUAUGCAAUCACUGUCAUUCGCCAAUUGUGUGACUUCUUAUUUCCCGGAGAACUGACCGCUUCCUAGCCUCGGCAGGAUCCGCUCCUUUGUAAAGUCGAGCUUCGAUCUCGAAAGAUGACUCUAUUGUAGAGCAUACACCAUGAGUUCGCGAGUCAGCAUUAUUGCCAACGUGCUGCCACGUUUAUGUACAUGUUGCACCACGUUUUGAAUGUACCUCACUAAUGUCUACAAACAGGUGCCUGUUGUCACCUUAGCGGCACGUGAGAUCAAUAUCGCAGAGCGUUGACUGACCUUAACGGUCACAA